Molecule: messenger RNA, 1281 nt
Organism: Triticum dicoccoides
Lineage: Eukaryota; Viridiplantae; Streptophyta; Magnoliopsida; Poales; Poaceae
Exons: 6
Coding region: 65-1120 (351 amino acids)
Source: RefSeq, a predicted model, not a curated record
GGUUGACCUGGCUCGAUGUUGGAUAGGCUGGAGUAUUCUGCCCUUAAGCCGGCGCUCCGGUUUGAUGUGUGAGUAUACAGGGAGUGUGAAGGAUGCUCUGCGACACAUUGACAUUCAGCUUACAGAUGAAGAAGUCAUUGAGGCCGUAAAAAAGAUGUUGAACGAAUCGGAGGCCGUCUGGGCCCAAACCGGACUACUCCCUUUCUGUACCUUCAACAAACCGCCAGCUGGUGAUGAUCCGUUCUGGAACAAGAAAUCCCCGCAAGAAAAACCGGCGAAGCCUCAAGACAAACCGGUCAAGCCAGUUCGUCCAAAAACCAAGGUUGUGAAAAAACCUGCCAACAAGAAGAGGACCACUGCAUCCUCCGAUCCACCAGCUGAUGAUGAUGACGACGCUGAAGGCAGCCAAGCCGAUGCUGUAGAGACGCAACAGCACGAAGCUCGCCGCACAACCCGGCAUAGCGGCCAGGUAGUCACCUCCGCCAGUUUACCGAACACUCCGGUUCGGAAACGCCGAUCAAAGGGAACUUCUCACUCAUCAUCUGGUGAAUCGUCUGCCACAAAGCUUCCACCGCUUAAAACAGUGCUUGGUGCUAAGCCCAGACGAAGCAAGAAGGCUCGGUUGAAUAAACCGGCUAAUGAAGACGUGGCUGUUAAUCCGGAGAAAACUCCCGAUCCUGAAGAGGCCAACAUUGAUGACAUGCUAAAUGACCCGCCGCCUCAAGAUCAUGACUUUGUUCCAGAGCAGGCAGAGGUUGACACCACCGGGCACACCGACCAGCCAACAAGCCCUAUCUGGACUGACAAACCGGUCAGUCCGGUGAAAUAUACUGACAAAACGAAAACUCUAGUACGAGCUGCUGAGGAGAAGGAUGAUGAUGUUCUGAUUACUGGCAUUGGCCAUACUGAUCCAGGAAAUCAUGUCGCUUUGUCAAAACAUACCACCAAAGAGGAAUUCUCUGCAAUUGGUACAGGCAAAUGGAAUGCCGAUCUGUCCGCUUACGCCCAUCUGAGUGCUCAAGACCUUCAUUCCAGCUAUCUGAACCGUCUAUACACCAGUCGUGACUAUGAAGCCGGCUUGGUAAAUAUGAUGAAGGAACGAUAUGAGAUAAUUUCAUAAAGUGCUUUUCCCUUAUAUUGAAUUGUAGUUUAUCAACUCCAGUAGCCCCCAAGUGACGGUUUAAGAUAUCAAUCUAAACCGGGACUUAGUAAAAACUUUUAUGCUUUGCAAUAAUGCAUCUAAACUUCACUGAAGUAGCCCCCAAGUGCCGGUUUAACUUU